Molecule: messenger RNA, 2273 nt
Organism: Emiliania huxleyi CCMP1516
Lineage: Eukaryota; Haptophyta; Isochrysidales; Noelaerhabdaceae
Exons: 14
Coding region: 50-2146 (698 amino acids)
Source: RefSeq, a predicted model, not a curated record
CCUUAGUCCUCGGCCCUUAGUCCUCGAGUGAUCCCUCGCGUUCCUGGUCAUGGCUACUCCGCCUCCGCCGGCGUGUCCGCACCCGACGAGAUCGUACAUCGACGAGAAGAAGGCGAGAUACAAGUCGGAGCAUAUUCGUGCCAUGAAGGCGCCAAUCAAAGCCGGCGCUCAGGAGCGAGCUGCCACUGCUGCGCUGGCAGUGAAUGGCGGCGGCUCGCAGCCUGUGCCUGUGGCUUACGGACUGUACCGCGGCUUCUACAAACAGUUUCACGCCGAAGUCCUUGACACCAAGAAGGAGCUGCCAUUUUCGCACCUCUCUGGCACGAGCGGCGGCUUCCUGGCGGUCGCGACUUACUCCUACUCUGCGCUUCCUGGCCACCAAGUGCUCGACACGGGCCGAGAGACCGAGCCGGCGAAGAUCACAAAGGCGGCGAUUGAGAACCCGCCGACCCCGUCCUGCGGCCAGAUGGGGUACGUGGCCAGUCAACUCGGCCUCGGCUCAGGCCUUUGCUCAGUCUUCUUUUCCGCCAUACCCGUCUUGGUCGGCGUUUUCGUGUCGGCCUCUGUUGGCGUUUGCGCCCGCGCUGUAACCUGCGGCAAAUGCGUCGGCGGUGGCUGCUGGCCAUUCGCGAACACCGUAUCGAGCUGGUUCAUCGCUUUCUUCUACAAUUACUUUGUUGGCCGGAUUGGCGCACCGAAGCACGACACGCCAACAGGACUGGGCAAGAACAAGUACACGGCGAGCGUGGAUGGCGUGCAGGCACAGAUUGCUGCGCUCGCCACGGACGGCGUUGUUGUCACCAAGGAGGACUUCAACAUCCCACGCGGGCUUGCGCCCACGCCGCUGGCUACGUUUGGGAUGGCCCGCCCAACCGGCGUCUCGUACCGCAACUUCGAGGCGCCAUUCGACAAGUGGUCCACGGAGGCGAAGAACGAGUGGCUCUGCAAGCGCGACAGCCCGCCAACGCACGGCGCUACGGCGGCGUCGAUUGCGAAGCAGCACCGCGACCAAAGCGCCGGCCACCAGUGCCUCGUGCCUUGGCUCGCCACCCCGGACAGCGUCUGGACACCUUACCACGGGUGCACGAUGCAGUUCGGCUGCCAGUGGCCGUUCGAACCGUGGCCCCGCCCAGCGAACCCAAAGGACAUUCGCUUCGCCUCUAUCCCACCGGGCCAGGUCCUCAACGUCGAGUAUGUCCGCCCCCCCGCGUGCCUUCCGUGCGCGCCGCUCUCAUCAGGCUCCCGAGCUUUUCACCGAGUCGUGACACGCUCCAAGCUGUCCAUCGAGGCACUCAUGGCGGCGUCGGGGGACUUCGCCGCCAUGCCAAUCACCACAAUACCGGCUUUGUUCUGCUUUGACACGUUUGCCCAACGGUACACGACGUACACGACGUCGGAGGAGGACGGGACGAAAUCGCUCGACUACGCGGACGGCGGCGUUGUCGAUACCCCCGCCGUCUGCGGCGCGGUGUCGCAGGGCGCAACGAAGAUCGUGUCAGUGAUCAGCUUCCCCGACGCCUUGAAGAGCGGCAAAGGUCCCUUCGUGGCGACCGAGGGGGAGCCUUGCACGUGGAAGGUUGACCCCGACUCCGCCUACAUCCAGUUUGUCGCCCAGUACUUUGGGCAGGGACCCUACAGCUCCGGAGCCGUCGCUCCACUGGGCGCUCCGGGCAUGCUCAAUCAGAUCUUUGCAAACCAGAACGACCAAUGCGACGACCUCUUUCAGUCCUUGAUGGAGCAGUUUCAACGCAAGCAGGAGAAGGGGGAGGCGCUCGUCGCCUACUUGAAGGACGACGUGCCGGUGGUGGAGAACGCCUUCUGGGGAAUCGACGGCGGCCGCUGCGUGGCGAACUUUGCCGUCAUCCUCUACACUCUGCCGACUAACUGGGCACGGGAGCUCAAGAAGCACACGAAAGUCGACGUCUUUCCGAUGCCACAGUCGAGGCGCAAAGGCGGUGGUGCCGACCUCACCAAGCCCACGUGGCGCAAGGCUGGCUCCUUCCCCUACUCGGGGUUUGCGGGGAAUGGCCCGGCCAUCUACUACACUCCGGAGGAGGUCAACCUGUACGGUUACCUCGGCGACUGGAUCGUCAGCUCCGAGUGGGACAACGGGCUCAAGGACUGCUGUGACCUCCACCCUUUGUGAGCGCUAAUUUCGAAGAUGUGUGACCUGUGUGUGUGUGUUUGGGGUGUGUGGGGGGGGGGUCCCACGACGCUCGCAGGCCCAUGUUGGGGUGUAGUCGGUUGAAGCCAAAGUACUUUGCCAAAGAAGA